UCUGGGGGCUCGGCUUUGCCGCGCUCUGUGCACUUGGGCGAGAGCUGCAACGUGGAGCAGAGCUCCGCAGCCAGCGCAGCCACCGCGAUGAGAGGCGCUCGCGGCGCCUGGGAUUUCCUCUGCGUCCUGCACCUCCUGCUCCGCGUCCGACCAGGCUCUUCUCAACCAUCUGCGAGUCCAGGGGAACCAUCCCCCCCAUCCAUCCUUCCUGCACAGUCGGAGUUAAUUGUCAGCGCUGGUGACCAGAUCAGGCUAAUAUGCUCCGAUCCAGCCUUUGUCAGAUGGACGUUCAAGAGCCUGGAUCCCCACUUGAGCGAUCACAAGGACAGCGAAUGGAUCAGAGAAAAAGCGGAGGCCGUCCACACAGGCAAUUACACGUGCAUCAACAAAGAUGGCUUAAGCAGCUCCAUUUAUGUAUUUGUUAGAGAUCCUGCCAGGCCUUUCCUUGUUGGCCUUCCCUUGUAUGGGAAGGAAGAUAAUGACACGCUGGUCCGCUGUCCACUGACGGACCCAGAGAUGACCAAUUAUUCCCUCAAGGAAUGUGAAGGGAAGCCUCUCCCCAAGGACCUAAUGUUUGUGCCUGACCCCAAGGCUGGAAUCACCAUCAGAAAUGUGCAGCGUGCCUACCAUCGCCUCUGUCUCCGCUGCACUGCCAUCCGGGAGGGCAAGUCGGUGCAGUCGGACAGAUUCGUCCUGAAAGUGAGGGCAGCCAUCAAAGCUAUCCCAGUUGUGUCUGUGUCUGAACCCAGCUAUCUUCUGAGGGAAGGGGAAGAAUUUAUGGUGACGUGCACAAUAAAAGAUGUGUCUAGCUCCGUGGGAGCGAUGUGGAUAAAGGAGAGCAGUCAGCUAACUAAAGCACAGGUAAAACGUAGUAGCUGGCACCGGGGUGACUUCAAUUAUGAACGCCAGGAAACGUUGACAAUCAGCUCAACAAGAGUUAAUGACUCUGGAGUGUUCAUGUGUUACGCCAAUAAUACUUUUGGAUCAGCAAAUGUCACAACAACUCUGAAAGUAGUAGAUAAAGGAUUCAUUAAUAUCUUCCCAAUGAUGAACACUACCAUAUUUGUAAAUGAUGGAGAAAAUGUAGAUUUGAUUGUUGACUAUGAGGCAUACCCCAAACCGCAACACCAGCAGUGGAUGUAUAUGAACAGGACUUCCACCAACAAAUGGGAAGAUUAUCCCAAGUCUGUGAACAAAAGUAACAUCAGAUAUGUCAGCGAGCUUCAUCUCACCCGGUUAAAAGCGACCGAAGGAGGCACUUACACAUUUCUCGUGUCCAACUCUGAUGUCAGUGCUUCCGUGACAUUUACUGUUUACGUGAACACAAAACCAGAAAUCCUGACUUACGACAGGCUCACAAAUGGCAUGCUCCAGUGUGUGGCAGCGGGAUUCCCAGAGCCCACAAUAGAUUGGUAUUUUUGUCCAGGAACGGAGCAGAGAUGUUCCAAUUCUGUCCGACCGGUGGAGGUCCAGAUUCAGAACUCCUCUGUGCCACCAUUUGGAAAGCUGCUGGUGCAGAGCUCCGUAGAUUCUAACAUGUUCCGGCACAACGGCACAGUCGAGUGUAAGGCUUCCAACGAAGUGGGCAAGAUUUCUGCCUAUUUUAACUUUGCAUUUAAAGGUAACAACAAAGAACAAACCCAUCCCCACACUCUGUUCACCCCACUGCUGAUCGGUUUUGUGAUCACAGCUGGUCUGAUGUGCAUCAUUGUGAUGGUUCUCACCUACAAAUAUUUACAGAAGCCCAUGUAUGAAGUGCAGUGGAAGGUUGUCGAGGAGAUAAAUGGAAACAAUUAUGUUUACAUAGACCCAACGCAACUUCCUUAUGAUCACAAAUGGGAGUUUCCCAGAAACAGGCUGAGUUUUGGGAAGACCUUGGGUGCUGGUGCUUUUGGGAAAGUUGUAGAGGCCACUGCAUACGGCUUGAUUAAAUCAGAUGCCGCCAUGACUGUUGCUGUCAAGAUGCUCAAGCCAAGCGCCCAUUUAACGGAACGAGAGGCGCUCAUGUCUGAACUCAAGGUCCUGAGUUACCUCGGGAAUCACAUGAACAUCGUGAAUCUGCUGGGAGCCUGCACUGUGGGAGGGCCCACUCUGGUCAUUACAGAAUAUUGUUGCUAUGGUGAUCUUUUGAAUUUUUUGAGAAGAAAACGUGAUUCAUUUAUUUACUCAAAGCAGGAAGAUCAGGCAGAAGCUGCACUUUAUAAGAACCUUUUGCAUUCAAAGGAGCCUUCCAGCAGUGACAACAACAGUGAGUACAUGGAUAUGAAGCCUGGAGUUUCUUAUGUUGUCCCCACCAAGGCAGAGAAAAGGAGGUCGGCAAGAAUAGCAGGCUCCUACAUAGAAAGAGAUAUGACGCCUGCUGUCAUGGAGGAUGAUGAGUUGGCCCUGGACUUGGAAGACUUGUUGAGCUUUUCUUACCAGGUGGCAAAGGGCAUGGCUUUCCUUGCCUCAAAGAAUUGUAUUCACAGAGACUUGGCAGCCCGAAAUAUCCUCCUUACUCAUGGUCGAAUCACAAAGAUUUGUGAUUUUGGUCUAGCCAGAGACAUCAAGAAUGAUUCUAAUUAUGUGGUUAAAGGAAACGCCCGACUGCCUGUGAAGUGGAUGGCACCAGAAAGCAUUUUCAACUGCGUGUACACAUUUGAGAGUGAUGUCUGGUCCUAUGGGAUUUUUCUGUGGGAGCUCUUCUCUUUAGGAAGCAGCCCCUAUCCAGGAAUGCCGGUCGAUUCCAAGUUCUACAAGAUGAUCAAGGAAGGGUUCCGGAUGCUCAGCCCUGAACAUGCACCUGCUGAAAUGUAUGACAUAAUGAAGACAUGCUGGGAUGCUGAUCCUCUAAAAAGGCCAACAUUCAAGCAAAUUGUCCAGCUCAUUGAGAAGCAGAUUUCUGACAGCACCAAUCAUAUUUACUCCAACUUGGCCAAUUGCACCCCUAACCCAGAGAACCCCGUGGUGGUGGACCAUUCUGUGCGGGUCAAUUCAGUCGGCAGCAGCGCCUCGGCCACUCAGCCUCUCCUUGUGCGCGACGAUGUCUGAGCAGGAGGACCAUUUGGGGUCAUUUCUGUCCCUGCGGGAGCGAUGAUCCUGUUCUGUUGGCGUCUGUGAUGGUUAUUUUGUUUCCCUCUGACUUGUGUCCUGUGCCAGGGUAGUGGCGCCCCCAUAACCCUGUCCUUAUGAGCACACUUUAGUGACUGAUGAUUGUCUUGUCAUCAGCCACCAGCCCAUCUAACUGUAUAUAUUCCCAAAAGCAAAGUAGCUCCUACUGUAUACAGAAAAAAAAAAAUCCGACUUAGAGAAUCUAGGGAGGAUAGGAUGGGCUAGAUGCCCAGAUUUCUUUUCAGUGCUUCUCCAUUUCUGUUUGAAAAGUAUGGUUGGUUGUUUAUUUGAAUAAGUAGAAGUACUCACCUUUGGCCUAAAGAAAGAAUUUAGGAUGAUACAAAGAUGUGUCAGGAUGGGCAGUUGAAGCCCAAGUCCUUUACAUGGAAAUGGAACUUGAUUAGAACAUAGGACACAAAUGGCAAGAUCCAGGUUUGUGAAAUCUAACAUUUCAUGCUGAGAAUGGAACCUAGGCCAAGAAAAAUGCCCCUGAACCUGAAAUAAGCACACUGCUGUGGACCAGUACAUGAGCUUUUGUAUACCUGCCCUGGUUUUUAAAUAGAAUUGACUAUCAGGAGUUGAAUUGGAGAUGAGGCCUCCCUAGCCAGUGUCUGUAUAUACUCAUCUAUAGAUUGUGCAUGAUCAUGCACUGGGGGGGGAGCCCACAGGUUUAGUUUCUGAGUACAACCCUAGCAUUUUGUCUGCUGUGUGCAGGAAUAGAUUGAGCCAUACAGAUUUGAAGGAAAAAGUUAAUACUGUUUUUUCAUAUUUAAGGAAAAAAAUGUAACUGCCAAGCGUAGUCCCAACAGCAAGAAACCUCCUCUUGUAGCCAAUGAACUUGCCCUGUCGAUUGUCUGGAACAAACCUGGCGACUUCAGAAUAGCAUUGUGCUCAAUGGACUUGGUGCUGUUUGAAGAUGUGACCGAUUUCCCACAUGAUUCUGCAGUGCUCUGUUAGUUUGGAUUUUUGUGUAGCAGGAAGUAGAAGUUAGAUUCAGCCUUCUUUACAGAUGUGUCCUGGACGUUGGGCCAGUUCUCACUCUGUGUGUGUGUGUGUGUGUGUGUGUGUGUGUGUGUGUGUGUGUGUGUGUGUAGAUGCGUAGAUGCAUUUGAAGGGAUGCUUUUCCCAAGUCCAAGAGGGUCCCUCAGUGCCCAAGAAGUAACUUGGCUUUCACCAUUAGUCCUGUGUGUCUCCACACAGCUGCCUGGAACAGCUUCCCAGAAGCUUGCAUAGAAGCUUGCAAAAGUGGAGUGCUUAGGGACCUACCUGUAUGCAGUCCACAUGCACUUAAGGCACUGUUAUUUAUACUGAGCAUACUGUACCCAUUCCUUCGACCUUAUGUAAUACUACCAUUCCACCAAAACAUAUACAAGUGUUACCCUUAGGCUGUAGCCUGGAUCUUAUUCUUGGUAGUUUACCUUCUUUCUUCCCCCUCUCCUCUUUGCUGCCUACUAUAAGAGGUAAAUAUGUACAUGGCAAGAUUUGUGUGUUGUCUUGCAAGAUUCAGGUAUGUUGCCUCCACGGUUUUCCCUUAUUCGCCCCUUAGACUACAGUUAGAGCAGUUUGUCCAUUAAUCCAGAAGUAACCAUUUGCACUGGAGUUCGAUACUCUCGCACCUUUCCAAAGUUAGCAAGUUUUGGGGUUGUGUUGUCAUGUAAAAGAUUGUUACCAUUCGCCAUACUUUGUCUGAAAAACUCCUUUGUGUUCCUCUUGACUUUGAUUAUGGUAAGAAAAGAUAAUUGUAGAUCUCUAGGUACUUCAGGGGCACUUCAUUGAGAGUUUUGUCUUGGAUAUUCUUGAAAGUUUAUAUUUUUAUAAUUUUUUUUUACAUCUGAUGUUUUUUUGCAGUUGCUUAAUGUUUGAAAUUAUUUUGUGGCUUUUUUGUAAAUAUUGAAAUGUAGCAAUAAUGUCUUUUGAAUAUUCCUAAGCCCAUGAGUCCUUGAAAAUAUUUUUUAUAUAUACAGUAACUUUAUGUGUAAAUACAUAAGCGGUGCAAGCUUAAAGGAUGUUGUGUUUUCAUGUGUUUUUUUCCUGAUAUGUUGUCCAAUUGUUGACAGUUCUGAAGAAUUCUAAUAAAAUGUAAAUA
Messenger RNA from Octodon degus (degu), 5176 nucleotides. It is a transcript of the gene Kit, whose product is annotated as KIT proto-oncogene receptor tyrosine kinase. Gene Ontology annotation, cellular component: signaling receptor complex. NCBI's taxonomy places the organism in Eukaryota, Metazoa, Chordata, Mammalia, Rodentia, Octodontidae. Gene Ontology annotation, molecular function: cytokine binding; ATP binding; transmembrane receptor protein tyrosine kinase activity. Gene Ontology annotation, biological process: positive regulation of MAP kinase activity; multicellular organism development; Kit signaling pathway. The transcript is spliced from 21 exons. The record is from RefSeq and is a predicted model, not a curated record. The coding region runs from base 88 to 3030 and encodes 980 amino acids.